Messenger RNA from Teleopsis dalmanni, 1269 nucleotides. RefSeq names its product coiled-coil domain-containing protein R3HCC1L-like. Gene Ontology annotation, molecular function: nucleic acid binding. NCBI's taxonomy places the organism in Eukaryota, Metazoa, Arthropoda, Insecta, Diptera, Diopsidae. The record is from RefSeq and is a predicted model, not a curated record.
CAAACACAACCUCAAUCUCCUGCAGAGGGAAACACUCAUUUACAAAUUAUAAAUAAUUUUCCAAAACAAAAUAUAAAAAACUUGAAUUCAUACGAUUACCUGCAUAAUUCUGAAAAUAUUUGUUCUCAAUUAAACGAUACUAACGAAAUGAAAUCAUCGAAAAAACAUAAUAAAAAUCAAAGAACCUUAAAAGUGGAAACCGUGGGGAAGCCUGCUAAUCUGCUUAUUGAAGAUGUUGUUACCAAUGACACAUCACGCACUCUUCCAAAAUGUGAUAUAGACGAACAGGAACUGCAAAGAGCAUCAAAGGAAAUAAAUCGCAGCAAUCGUCGUAUUAUCAAACAAUCCUUCGUGUCGGAUGUUUUAGAAAUUCCAGAAAGAAUAGAGCAGAACGGUACCGAUAUUGAAAAACCUAACGCAAAAACAAGUAAAUCUGUUGACGUUAGUAGUAAUACAGAGGAAGAGGAAGAUGAUUGGGAAACAAUGUUUGAUGAGAGUGGUGAAUGCUUGGAUCCAAAAAUUUUAGAAGAAUUAACAGCAUCUGUUGGAAAAGUAAAAAUUGAAUUACCAAAAAUGGAUUAUAAUACAUAUUUAACAAAACAAACAAUUUUAAACGAAGAAGAGUUUCCACAUGUUCUCGAAGUUUCAAAUUUUCCUGUUGAAUUUAAGAAUCAAGAUCUUUUAAUGUUAUUCUCACAAUAUAAAGAAUCUGGUUUUGAUAUAAAAUGGGUGGAUGAUACUCAUGCCUUGGCUGUGUUUAGUAGUUCUCGUAUAGCUGCUGAAGUUUUAUCAAUGAGACAUCCGUUUGUGGUAUUAAAGCCAUUAGCUGAAGCUACAGCAGAAUCUCGACUAAAGGCAAAGAAAUGUGCUACAUCCUUGCAACCAUAUCGUCCACGUCCUGAAACAUGUGCUGCACUUGCACGACGCCUGGUAACAGGUGCUUUGGGUGUUCGCUUAAAAACUGCCGCUGCAGAACGAGAAAAUGAAAAACGUGUCCUACGUGAAGCCAAAGAACGAAAAUUACUGGCAGCUAAGCAACGUGAUGAAGCAUGGGAUAAUUAGGUGAUUAAUAUAAAUAUUGCAGACUUGCCUCCUUAACUAUUCUCUGCCAUCCUUUUUGUGUACGUUGUCUUUAAAGACUUUCUAUGAAAUAUAUAAGAAUAAGUUAAUAUCAAAUAUGCAAACAUUGCAUUUUAGCAGCUUUAAGAAUAAAUGUUUUAAGUAUAAUAAUUUAAAAAUUAUAAUUGUAAAAUAAGUAAAAUUUUAAUC